CUCGGCUUUGAACGACAAUGUCAAACUUUUUAAGAUGUGAACCAGAGAUUAUGUGAACGAUACUUGUCUUUCAUAGCCAAGUCUGAUUUAAAAAUGAUGUGUAUCGUAUUUUAACUUUAUAUGUUUUGUUGUUUUAUUUUGAUUGAAUGUCAAAAUUUGCUUAUUUUUUCCUUUUAAUCUAUUUAUCUAGCUAUUUUUUGUGUAUUGGGGUUUUUAAAUGCAAAUUAAUGUGAUUAAAUUAAAAUAAUAAAGCGCUUAAUUGCUGAAUUGAAUAACCAUGACGAGGAAUAAGAACAAAAAUCUUCCACACUUAUUCAACGAAGUUUUAGACUCUAUAGCAAUACUCAAAGAAUCCAAAGGCUCUUCGGAAAAGUCCAUCUUAAACCAAGUCGAUACCAUUCUUCAUAUUCGGAGACAACACUUAAAAAAGAGCAUAGCUUCCAUUCAUAGAGCACUGAGACACGGAUUAAAAACCGGGUUGUUGAAGUUAAAAAACGGAAAAUAUUGUUUGGGUAUGAGUCAAGCGGAUUAUAAUAUUUAUAGAAAAGUACAAAAAUUGCGGUCCAGUGAUAAUUUAUAUCGAGAUUUUCGAGCUAGAAGGGGAAAAAGAAGAAGUCGAAGGCGAAGAGGUAGAAGACGAAAUAUUUAUGACGCAGUUGAUUAUAUUGAAGAAACUAACGACGAGGAAAUAACCAGCAAUCAAUCUUCUGCAGAAAGUACCGAACCUGUCGAUAGAUCGAGACGACGAAGAGGAGGAAGAAGGAAGGCUAGGAGACGAAGAAGAGGCAGAAGACGCGCGGCAGGAACAAAUGAAAAAACAGAUGAAACUCCCGAUCAGAGUCAGCAAAAUCCAAUUGUUACCCCAAAAACUUCAAAUGACUCUAUUAAAACUAAUGAUCAGAAUAAAGAAGAUGAUGAUAAUAAAAGUAAAAAUUCGUCUGAUAAUCAAAAGUCUGAUAACAAUGAUUGUAACGAAUCAGAUCACAUUAGUCUACCAAACAGCACUGAUCCUGAAAAAAAGUGUGACAAACCAGACUGUUUGUGUAAUUUAAAAAAAAACUAUGAUAGAAAAUCUUAUGACUAAUGUAUAAAGUGAUCAAUCAAUAAAUAUAUAGUAAGACAUGACUCUGAUUUUAGACUUUUGUUGUUGGUGUGAAAACUGAAAGGUAGGAUUAUAUAUUCUGUAAUGUAUUAAAUUUAUUAUAAAAUGUAUUAUUGAAUAUAAUAUUAUUUAUAACAAUACAAUAAUUUCACUUCAUAAACUGUAUAC
Molecule: messenger RNA, 1270 nt
Organism: Psylliodes chrysocephalus
Lineage: Eukaryota; Metazoa; Arthropoda; Insecta; Coleoptera; Chrysomelidae
Source: the annotation of a GenBank genome assembly